AUGCCAGCCCCAUACAACACCAACUCCACAGCCGCCGAGCUAGUCCCCGACUUCAGUCCUCUCAUCAAAGACAAAGUGGUCUUGACGACAGGCGUGUCCCCAGGCUCACUUGGUGGCACCUUCGUGCUGUCCAUUGCCCAAGCCAAGCCAUCGUGUUUUAUCCUGGCCGGUCGUAACACAGAAAAACUGGAACAAUGCGCCGCAGAGAUCACGGCCGAAACCCACGGUAUUGACAUUCGUCUCCUGCAACUGGACCUGGGCUCCCUUCAAAAUGUGCGUAAUGCUGCAGCCCAGGUUAACGGCUGGACGGAAUUUCCCGCUAUCGAUGUGCUGGUCAAUAAUGCGGGCAUCAUGGCCGUGGAAUAUGGAGUCUCGGUGGAUGGAUUCGAGUCCCAUCUCGCAACGAACCAUCUGGGGCCAUUCCUGUUUACGAAUCUGAUUAUGCCAAAGAUCCUCAUGUCGAAGGCCCCGAGAGUGGUUAUGGUAGCCAGUGAUGCGCACCGCUUGAGCCCUAUCCGCUUCGACGACAGUAACUUUGAUGAAGGCAAAACUUACAAUAAAUGGUUUGCCUACGGCCAAAGCAAGACUGCCAACAUGUUGAUGGCGCUCUCGUUAGCCACCAAGCUGGACGUCAAACACGGCCUUCUCGCAUUCAGCCUGCACCCGGGUGUGGUCUUCACCAAUAUUGACCGCUAUGUGGAUUGGAGUGUUGACAUGGAGGGGCUUCGGUCAAUCGAUAGAUUGCUGGGUAACCGGGAAGGUUGGAAAGACUUUAACCCCAAAUCCUUGGAGCAAGGUGCUGCGACUCAUGUUUAUGCCGCAUUUGACCCAGCCCUGAAAGCGAACAACGGUGCCUAUCUUAUUGAAUCGCACGUUGCUGAUCCUCUCAGCGAUACGGUCAAGCCGUGGGCAACGAGCAGCCUUGAAGCGGAGAGAUUGUGGAAGCUAAGUGAAGAGCUGGUGGGCGAGAAGUUCUUGUAUUAG
Molecule: messenger RNA, 984 nt
Organism: Penicillium alfredii
Lineage: Eukaryota; Fungi; Ascomycota; Eurotiomycetes; Eurotiales; Aspergillaceae
Exons: 4
Coding region: 1-984 (327 amino acids)
Source: RefSeq, a predicted model, not a curated record